GUGGUAAGUGCGUCACAUUUUCACGUGAUAUGUUUUUCCCUUUCUUUCUUUCACUCUUCCGAUUUUUGUACACCGAAAGUUCACAACUUAAAAAAAGAGCUCAAAGAAUUAAAUUUUAAUUGCUAACGCCAAUGUUAUGUCACUGCUAUUACAUAUCACGUCAGAAAAUUUGGUGUUUUUAUGUUACUUUAGCCGUGUAGUGCGAAUUUGAGAGAAUAUUGUAGGUACUCUUGAAGCAUUUUAUGUUUCGAGGAACUCGGGUGAACUUCACUAGGUUCCCUCAAAACUUUCAGAUUAAUCUACCGAGAAAUUACCCCUAAUUUUUUCACUUGCAAAUUAGUUCAGAGGAUUAGUGCACACUUCAUCAGUUGUAUUUCAACAAGGCCCUGACGACCUUCAUCAACAGACGUCUUCUCUCGGUACUAAAGAUUGCAUGUCUUACCCGAAACUAUAAGCUAUGAGAAGCUCCGGCAGACAGCGAACCUAUUAUCUCAAAAACGUGCAGAAAUAUAGAGGGAUUGGGCAAACUCUGAGGAGACCUUGAAGUGGCAUCAUAUGCCCAGCUGUCGAGUAGAAAGUAAAUGGGUAACGACUGAUUAGACGACUGGGCGUUACAUGCAGGUUACCUUGUGAAGAGGGAAUUACGAUAAGUAGUUAUGGAGCCAGUUAAAAGUGAUGGCAGAGGACUGAGUGCAGUGCAGAUAUCCCCCUGAAGCCAUAUGUUCUGCCCACUUAAUCACCUAGACACUAGUGAUAAAACUAAGUUAUGAAUUAGUACCAAUAUACUGUUGUUCAUUUGUGGUGGUUUUAUGUAGUCGAACUGCAUCACUUAUGUCCACUUUUACACUUUCAAAUUAAUUGUUAUAAACUAGAGAAUAAUCAUCGAAUCUCUGAAAACAUUUGUUCUUCUUCGCAGAAAUAUCUCACUAAUAAAGCAUGUUAAAUAUUAUAAGUCAUUUGCCACAAAAAUAUUGUGAAAAUAUUCUGGUCGCACAUAAUAAUCAUGAUAUGGUAUAUCAAGUCAGAGGAUUUCAGUUGCAUUUAAUUCACUUAUCAACAAUGCAAAUGGACAGUGGUGAUGAUGACAGUAAUAGCAGUAGUAGUAGAAAGAUAUCUGUUGAAAGUAACCUUGUGGAUAUCGACUAUUCAUCGGGAAGGAAUUUACUGCUGGGCUGUUCUCAGAAAGGUGAUGUGCAUUUAUGGGAUUUGAGAGAAAGUAAUUCAAAGCCUGUAGUACAGUCAAAUACCAACUCGGCAAACAAUGGAUUGUCAUACACCUGUUGUUCUAUCAGUCCAGAUGGAAGUCUGAUUUGCUGUGGAACAGAAGUAUGUCGUGUGAAAAAGUUUGAUAAGAAAAAACGCCGGAAACGUCAUGAUUCUACAGAUAGUGAUGAUGAGACAGCUCAUCUAGUCUACUGGGAUACACGUUGUUUAUCAUCUCCGUUGGGUAGUAUUAAAGAUUUUCAUUCAGAAGACAUCGUGGAUGUGAAAUUUGAUCCUACAUCGAUAUCCGGUUAUCCACGUUUGCUGGAUUGUUCUCAUGAUGGUCUUGUAUGCUUGUACAAUAUGCAGGCAGCGGCAGCAUUACAAGACAAUACCCUUUUAUAUAUGUUCAACUCAGAAUCAGUGGCCAGUUCAUGUGGUUGGUUAUUAUCGUCUGGUGCUGCGGGUGGUGGUGGUGGUGAGUCGAAUGAUUCUAUUGCCGGUGUCUAUUGUACAACAACAAUGAGAUCAAAUAUUAGAGCUUGGCCAAUUCAUCCAUCUAUGUUAAUAUCGAAUAGUGGUAAAAUAAGAGAUUCAGAUGAAGAGGGUGAAAAAGAACAAGGUGGUGAAACUGUUGAUGAUAAUGGGGAAGAAGAGGAGGAGAUAAUAUUACCUGAAGAAGAACAAGAAAAAUUAAAUAAAAAAACAAAAUUAUGGAAUUCUAAAUUUAUUAAUAAUAAUUCAUUAAAAGGUCGUAAAUUUUUCAGUGUAAUUCUUCAAGACAAAAAAUCUGAAGAAUUUCUACUGCUUGGUGAAUAUGCCAACAACAACAACACCAAUGGUGACGAUGAUGAUGAAGAUGAUGAAAUCGAGGAAGGAACUUCUCCAGCUGUAUUUUCUUCACGUCAAGAUGAUGAUGAUAAAUCCAUUUGGAAUGUUACCUGUCUACCGAAUACUUUGAGCACUAAUAAUAAUAAUAAUAAUAGUCAAAUAAAUGAUACUAGUUUCAAUUUACAAUAUGCAGAUUUCUUAAGAAAACCAAUGGACAGCGAUAAACAAUUAUGUCUUAUGAUUGGUUCACGAUCGACUGUUUUAUGCUCUUAUGAUGUAUUGAGUGAUCGAAUGAAGAGUAUAUGAACUGACUGUUGUAUAUCAUUCUAUUCGAUUGGCAUUUAUUGUUAUAAAUCAUCACAUCAAAUAUUUUCGUUUACUUGUUAUAUGACCUCAAGCUUCAAGAUUUUUUCUGUAAUACGUUUUUA
Trichobilharzia szidati is the source of this 2462-nucleotide messenger RNA. NCBI's taxonomy places the organism in Eukaryota, Metazoa, Platyhelminthes, Trematoda, Strigeidida, Schistosomatidae. The record is from the annotation of a GenBank genome assembly.